AUGGCGGGAAAGCGAAAGCGCGCCAGUUCGCCAGCAAGGACUGCUCAUUUCGUACACGAGCCAUUCGUGGACGCCAGCAAACAGAUCCGCCUGUUGACGUUCGAACCCGGAAAUGAUCUUGACUCCAUCAGCUGCAACAUCUCGACUUGGUCCUUCGACAAAGCCCGUCCCUAUGUCGCAGCGUCCUACACGUGGGGAUCGCCGGAAAAUAUCUCCUGCAUCAACAUCAAUGGGUUACCAUACGAGAUCCGCCGCAACUGCUACGAUGCACUGAGUCAAAUUCGAAGACAAGCACCGGAAAGCUACGUUUGGACCGACAGUAUUUGCAUCAAUCAGCUUGAUCUCGACGAGAAGGCGCUCCAAGUCGAAAAUAUGGGAGACAUCUUCGCCAAUGCCGAGCUCGUGUAUUCUUGCGUGGGAGAACAUGCAGACGGCAGCGGAGAUGUUUUCAGCGUGGCCCAAGAUGUCGCAGCACACGUGAAGGACACCCCUCUAUUCUACGACAUGCCGACGGAUAAUGGGGCGGCGUGGAUCGCGCACGGAGGGGACCCCAGAUCACCUGCGUGGCAAAGGCUGAACGCCCUGCAGCCCGACCCUAUCAAGGACUCUGAAGGAGGAAUGGUCAACUCACCACCCCACCCAAAGUUUCGAGACGCACUGAUGUUCUUUUCCUGUAGACCAUACUGGCACCGCAUUUGGAUAAUCCAAGAGGUCUACCUCGCGCAGCGAUGCAUCGUCUUGUGCGGUGACGAUUGUGUUGCUUUCGAAGACAUCGUUGUCCUCAUGAUCACCUAUCAAUAUGCUCUCUUCGUGGCCGUCUCCAUGUGGGCCUUUGAAGCCAGACUACCGCAAGUCGCCCGUGCAAGUUGCACUGGACACUCUAAAAUGCAUGCGAGGAGCCUGAGGUUGCCUUCCAGCCACACUGUGGCCGCACUUUUGAUACUUGCCCUCGUGUCCUGCCCGGCGAUAUUCUCUGUCAUGUUGCCAUGGGUUCUGGGCUUCGUCCCGGGUGGGCCGUGUUUCGAAAGCACCGUGAGCGCCAUAUAUAUGAGUUCGUUGGCCCAGCGCUUCUUCGCCCAACACACGCUAAGCUCUCGCAUAUCAUGA
This is a messenger RNA of Zasmidium cellare ATCC 36951, 1107 nucleotides long. RefSeq lists its product as uncharacterized. The coding region runs from base 1 to 1107 and encodes 368 amino acids. NCBI's taxonomy places the organism in Eukaryota, Fungi, Ascomycota, Dothideomycetes, Mycosphaerellales, Mycosphaerellaceae. The transcript has 2 exons. The record is from RefSeq and is a predicted model, not a curated record.